AAGCGCAAAUCCAUUGUAAAGCAGGACGGAGAACUUGGACCCGAGAGCACCAGUUCACAAUUCCUAACAGCUUGGCCACACUGCCUCCUUUAGGGCGUGUUGUACUUCGUGAGAAUUUAGAUUAUACUAAACAAACCAAUAGCGAAAGAAGUGUGGAGAAAAGCACUGAAGAACAUAAUGUUCCGCUCUGAGUCAGGGAAACAAAAGAGUUGAGAUUUCUAAAAGGUUAACAGCAACGUCUUUCUUAAAUAGGAGGCACUACUCCUAUCAGCGAAAGGAAAAAUGUGGCUUUUGAACAGAGACGUGAUCCACAUCAUGAAUCAAUGUGUGACGUGAGCUAUCAGCAGUUUAGAGUAAAUGUUUGAUUAACAAGUCUCUGAUCUCCAGUCUGGGCCGGUUCUUUUAUGAUUAAGAAAUGACUGUUACCCGCGGAAAGACAUUAAACUAUGUGGAUAUGAACCGGAAAAGAAAUGCAUGUACCAUGAAUUUCGUUUUGUUACUUUUCUCUUUGAUGUGGAAUGAAAAGGAAGGCGCUGCCGCAAAUGAAGAAUGCAACUUCGUGGUAAACAACACUUUGAAAAGUCCUGGAUUUCCGAAAAAUUACCCAAGUAAUGUGGACUGUACCGUUACUUUACCUAUACCAAACGAAAUGACGAUGAAAAUUACAUUCGUAUAUUUUGACGUUGAGUUCAGUCAGCCAACUUGCAGGUAUGAUUACUUGAAGAUCAAUAGUAGCAGUGGAAAUGAAGUUGGUACUUACUGUGGUCAGAAGACUGGAACUACAGUUCUUGUGGCUGGAGAAUACGUUGAAAUAGUGUUCCACUCCGACCAGAGCAAAGAAAAGGGUGGAUUCCUUUUACAGUUUGCUGUCUUUUCAAAUGGUCCACCGAGAAUAACAUCACUCGAUCCUGCAGAACCUAUAAUUCCAGGCGACCAAGUCUUGUGCUCCACCGCGGGAUCCCACCCCAUAUAUACAGCGAUAGUAAAGAUGGAUCCAUUUACUGUGCUUGUGAACACCACAGACCAGGCCAGUGUCAAAGUAUACCAUGGAGGUAACUACAGCUGCGUGGCAACGAGCAAGUAUGGUAUUGACAGAAAAGACUUCCCUGUGAUAGAUUGUGGUCCAGUGAUAAACGGAACGUUAACAAGUCCUGGAUAUCUUGAUGGCCACCCAAGGGCUAUGCAUUGUGGGUCCUCUGUUACUAUUCCGCGAGGCAUGCAGAUGCAAAUCUACUUCAUUGAUUUUGAUCUGGAAGAUAGUGAUGAUUGCAAUCGAGACUAUUUGAAUAUUACCAACGAGAAGAACCAGGGAUUUGGUGUGUAUUGUGGUCAAGGCUCUGGAAAUGAAAUAAAUGUAACUGGAACUAGCGUGUUCAUCACUUUUCACACUGAGAACGCAACUCAAAGCAGAGGGUUUAAGUUGCAUUUCAAAAGUUAUGUUGCGGAUUGUGGCUCUUUUGUAUAUAACACACUGGUGAGCCCUGGUUAUCCAAACGACUACCCAAGCAACAUGAACUGUACUUAUUCGCUUCCCAUACCAAAAAACAAGGCAUUGCACAUUACUUUUGUUUAUUUUGACUUGGAAUUCGUGAACUCCCCUUCGUUAUGUGCAAGCGACUUUGUGACGAUCAAAAAUGACAUAGGGAUGGUGGCUGGCAUUUAUUGUGGCCAGCAAAACGGCAAGAAAAUUAUUAUUGCUGGAGAAUUUGUGCAAAUAGUAUUCCACUCAAAUGAAAAUCAUCAACGACAAGGAUUUCGUUUACGCUUCUCCUUUGCUCAAAAUGGAUGUGGUGUGGUCAAUAAUAAUACACUGACCAGUCCUGGAUAUCCUGACAACUACCCGAGCGAUACAGACUGUCUGUCAUUUAUUCCUAUUCCGCAAAACACGCAAAUGAAAAUUUAUUUUGCUAAGUUUGACCUUGAGGACAGCAACCAUUGCAGCUGGGACUAUUUGAGGAUCCGUAACGAGAUGAACCACUACUUUGGUGUUUACUGUGGGGAGAAGACUGGAGAGGAGGUUCUUGUAACUGGACAAUACGCCUUCAUGGUUUUCCACUCCGACGCUUCACACGAAAAACGAGGAUUCAAAAUGCACUUUACACCUGUUCCAUUUGAUUGUGGGUCGGUGAUAAAUAAUACGCUGAGAAGUCCUGGAUAUCCAAUCGGCUACCCAAGCAAUCUAGACUGCAAUUACUCCGUUCCUAUUCCUCCAAACGCGCAAAUGCAAAUCUUGAUUAAGGAUUUAUAUUUGGAAGAUCACGCAUCGUGCAGUCAUGACUUUUUGCAGAUAAAGAGGAAAGUCAAUCAAAGGUCGGUGUUGCUUACUACAAUCUGUGGCCACAAGACCAAUUACCAGGUUCCGAUUUCUGGAGACUUUGUUCUGUUGAGGUUCCACACUGAUAACAAAAAUGAACAGAGAGGCUUUGAUAUAGAUUUUAUGUUUUUGCAAGACGAAUGUGGUUCAGUAGUGAAAAAUAGACUGAAAAGCCCUGGAUAUCCCAAAUACUACCCAAAUAAUACAGACUGUGAUUAUCUGGUUUAUAUUCCACAAGAGAUGACGAUGAAUAUUACCUUCAUCGAUUUUAAAUUAGAGGAAAGUUCAGAAUGCAGCUUUGAUUACGUAAAGAUUAUUGAUGACGAAGGAACGGUUGUUGGAAAGUUCUGUGGCGGACAAACAGGCAAGAUAUUAUUGUUGACUGGAGAAUUCUUCUCGAUAACCUUCCACUCAGACUACAAUCGAGAAGAGAGAGGAUUCCAUAUAAUAUUUACUGCUGUUCCAUUUGUUCAACCAAGGAUAACGUCAUUAGAUCUUAAAGUGCCCAUAACUCCAAACAACCAGGUGUCGUGUUUAGCCAUUGGAACCCCGCCCAUUUACACGUCGAUAGUUCAUAAGCAGACUUCUGCAGUACUGAUAAACACCACAGACUCAGCCAUUAUCAGAUUAUAUGAGGAAGGCAACUACAGCUGUAUGGCAUCAAGCAAGUAUGGCACUGACACAGCUGAGUUCGUAGUGAAAGGUUGUGGACCAGUUGUAAAUGAUACGCUGAAAAGUCCUGGUUAUCCUGAAAACUACCCGGCCAACAUGGACUGUACGUCAGCAGUUCCAAUCCCACAGGGCCAGGAGAUGGAAAUUUAUCUUAGCCAGUUUGAGCUUGAGGAUAGUCAGUUGUGCGCCCGGGACUUCUUAACUAUUACCAAUGAAGCGAACCGGGUAUUCGGUGUGUACUGCGGGCAAAAAAGUGGAGAGAAAGUUAUUGUAAAUGGAAGCUAUGCUCUGAUAAUAUUCCACUCAGACAGUGAUAUUCAAAGACGAGGAUUUUGGAUUCAUUUCUCAACUUUACCACUUUUAGAGACCACGAUAGUCCCCAAGACAGAAUCAACACAGAGAACCAUAAGUCUUCCGUCCACAGCAAUAGAAAUAAAAGUUGAUCCGUCUCAAGUGAAUGCAACGUCUUCAAGUUCCAUCAUGAUCAUAUAUAUCGUUGCUGGUGUUGCCUCUAGUUUGUUUCUGUUGCUGUGUUUGGCUCUUAGCUGCUGGUAUUACAAAUUCAAACAACGAAAGAUAAGUAGAAGAUCCGCUCUUUCUCUUCGCAAAAUCGUCAUCCUAGACAAGUGGGAGAUUCUUCCUGAACAGAUAGAAUACAAAGAAGAGUUAGGGCGAGGAGCUUUUGGUAUUGUUUAUAAAGGAACUCUGAGAAAAAGAGCUGGGAUAGAUGUGUUUCUGACUGGUAAGAAAUCCACGCCAAAAGAGGCCUCACAGGAGGUCGCUGUAAAGGUUUUACCAGAUAAUCCUCGCGAAGAGCAGAAACAAGCUUUUUUGCAUGAGAUAUCGCAAAUGAAACUGUUGGGAUCACACCCCAGCAUCGUAUCCUUGGUCGGAUGCUGCACACUGCAAGACACCAAGUUUCUGGUGAUAGAGUAUGUUCCGUAUGGUGACCUUUUGCAAUGGUUACGCAGAAAUCGGCGAUUGGUCAGCCAAAAUCAAGUUACUGAUGGAAAAGAGAAAGAAUAUGAAGACAAAGAAAUUUGCAUUUCCCUAAAACAGACCAACGAGUCUGGACAGCAGGAUUUCCAGAGUUCUCAGCACCAGGAGCAUAUAGAACUGCAAACGAUACCACCGAACCUCCAAAAAAACUGCAACGCUGCCGACACCUCGACUGAAAAUCUUGGUUAUGACGAUGAUGACGAGACAGACAGCAACAGCUUCACGGCUGACAAACUCUUUUCGUUUGCUUGGCAAAUAGCACAAGGAAUGAAUCACCUUGCAGAGAAAGACUUCGUUCAUCGUGACCUUGCAGCUCGUAAUAUCCUCGUUGGUCGAGACGGACGAGUGAAGGUUUCAGACUUUGGAUUAAUGCGCCAGGUCUACGAAGACGUGUACAGCCUGAAGAAAACAAAAAAACUACCAGUGAAGUGGAUGGCCCCCGAAUCUAUUUUUGACAGUAUUUUUUCAACCAAAAGCGACGUUUGGUCGUAUGGGAUUCUUCUUUGGGAAAUGGUCACCAUGGGUGGUGUUCCUUACCCAACGCUGACUAAUUCAGAAGUAUGCAGACUUUUGAAGACUGGCUAUAGGAUGGAGAGGCCAGACAUGUGCUCUGAUGAAGUAUAUGAACUGAUGUCCGAAUGCUGGAAGGAAGAACCAGCAACUCGGCCCAGUUUCUCCCAGCUAGUUGAAAAACUAGAACUGAUUAUCUCAAAAGACACCCCUUACAUCGACUUCAGCAAGCACGAUGAAUCCGUUUCAUCAUACUACAACAUCCCCACCUUGACAAAUGACGAAGACGGCUCAUAAGCUGCAAGUGACAGAAACCUACCACUGAGAAGAGAAAAUCAUUUGAAGCGAAAACUAGCACCUUCGUUAAAACAUGAUCAGCACAUUGAUAAUGCACCAUUAUCCAUCCUGUCUUACUUUUUAGCUUCCACAAGUUUGCGAUGGCCUCAGGUAUUCUAAAACAUACGUCAAACGCACUCCGCGGAAAUAUGUAGUUUAUGGUAGACCAACUGAGAGACAUUGAUUCUCGGUAGAAAUUUUCCCGAACAUUUAUGUUUUUUUUCUUAUUCAACACUGGAUUAGAGAAACAAAGGAGCAAUUCAAAAUUCCAGAUCGUUUUCUGCAAUAACUCUCGUGUCACGGUAAAAGUUUUCUUUCGAUGGCUUGUGAAGCAUUAGUGAGUCAAACUGAGUUCUAGAAAAGCAAAUUCCUAAUUAUGAGAAGGGCCUUUUGAUAAAUGUGCUCGAGAGGCCUCUUAGGAGAAAUAGUAAGCAGUUUAUUAUUCAAUUAAAGGAUAUCCAAGCGUCACUUCAUUGGUCGAAAUGAAAAGUACCAAUAGUUUAAACCAGUUUUGCAUGCGAUUCGGAAGUGAUUCCAAAGAGGAUAAGUGGAAACU
Pocillopora verrucosa is the source of this 5387-nucleotide messenger RNA. Its product is annotated as cubilin. The record is from RefSeq and is a predicted model, not a curated record. NCBI's taxonomy places the organism in Eukaryota, Metazoa, Cnidaria, Anthozoa, Scleractinia, Pocilloporidae. Gene Ontology annotation, molecular function: ATP binding; serine-type endopeptidase activity; protein tyrosine kinase activity. Gene Ontology annotation, biological process: protein phosphorylation.